This is a messenger RNA of Brassica napus (rape), 558 nucleotides long. RefSeq names its product E3 ubiquitin-protein ligase DA2-like. The transcript has 2 exons. The record is from RefSeq and is a predicted model, not a curated record. Lineage: Eukaryota; Viridiplantae; Streptophyta; Magnoliopsida; Brassicales; Brassicaceae. Bases 205 to 558 code for a protein of 117 amino acids.
UUAUUAGACUUGGUCUUGUUUUAGGGAACUAAGUGGUUUUGAACACAGUUUCACUUCACCAUUAUGCUUUCAUGUCUCCAACUACAUUUUGAUCUCAUCAAAUGUGCAUUGAUGAACUUUAAUUUGAGUGAUUUCAGUAUUGGACUUUAUAUAUGUAAUUUUUUCUGAAAACUCUUCAGGGAUGAUGUUGACCUUGAAGAGUUAAUGGUUAUGGAAGCAAUAUGGCUCUCCAUUCAGGAAACAGAUAUGCAGAGAAGUUCAGGUAGUGGAGAAAUGGCACCUUGUAGUCAGUAUGUAUCAGAAGAAGAACCAGCAAUGCCGUCUUCAUCGUCUUCUUGUGCAAUCUCUGCACUUGCUGAACGCCAGCAAAUGGUUGGUGAAUCCUCCAAUCACAAUCACAACGUCAACGUUUCCUCAUACACUAUGCUUCCUGGCAACUGCGACAGUUACUACGGCAUAGAACAAGAAGUAGACGACAUUGACCAUCACCAUAAUCAUUACCAUAACAACAGUGAAAUGGAAGAAACAGGGAGCAAUGCUAUGAAAGCUCGUACAUGA